ACCUUGUCGUGGUGGGGGGGCUUACGUUUGGCACUCCAGCAACCCAGCUGUAGGACCAAACAAACUAAGAAAACCAAAAACAGAGAUGUUAUCUAAAUUAAUGAACAAUUAUGGAUAAAGUUGAAGAAGUAGAUAAAAAUCGAGUGGGGAUAUUCACUCAAGUGUCGGCAGAUGUCACGGCUGCCGGCGAGGGCUUGGUUUUGAAUAAAACUAAGUCGCCAGUGACAACAAACAAAAACUCAAAACAAUUAGGAACUAUUGGCGCUCCAUCCUGUAGCAGGCCUACUGCCGGUGGGGUUGAUGAGAUAUUCUCUGCGUAUCUCAUGAACCUCACCAACACUGAGGACGAAACUGUGGGAACUGGGGAGAGAGAGAUGUCGUCGGAUGAAGAGAAUCGUAUUCUCAAUGACGACGAAUUUCAAUCCCUACCCAGUUCAGACAGCUCGGACGCAGAUGUCACAGUGGCAGAAAACCCUGCGAUGGGCAUGGACAUUGACAACCCACUAGACAAAACUUUGGCCAAAACCCUGUCAUUGACAGGAGCCAAAGUUACGUCGACUCCGGACAAAAGGAACAGUGAACCUACCAAAGUCUGUAAGGAUGGCUCAGACCCCACAAAGGUGCUGAGAAACACCGGACCCGAACAGCGAUGCCCAAAAGGGCCUACAUCGACUCAUAAAGGAAAGGUGCAUCCAAAUAAGCAGAAUAAGGUAGGGGAGCCAACUCCAGAUCUCAAAAAGAUCGAUAAUGCGAGGAGAACCGUACGAAGAUAUGGCAGUGGUGACCAGAAGAAAUUGUGUCUGCGAGACUGGAAAAGAUUGAGUUGGGCCCGCAAACUUCUUGCGAAGUUCGAUGCUAAAAACGAAGCCCCAAGCGACACAAAAGAAAAGAAAAUAGGAAAGAAAAAUGACCAACAUCGCGCCUCCACCUCAAAAGCAGCUGCAGCCAGCAACCCAAGGGUGAUACCGGAAAACGGUCCCAAACACUCUAGGGUCCAAGAUGCUGGUGAAAGCAAUCGCCAAAAGAGAGGUAGGCAAAACGACACGUCGUCCCCGAAAGAAACUGACCCCAAGAAAUAUAAGUCGGCAAACAGUGCUCAAACACCCAUAAAUAUUCAGGCGGCAGUUAUCAAUGCAGGGAGCCCAGAAGGGAAACUAACCAACGAACAGUGGUCACAAGUGGAGGUUAAGCUUCUUGAAUUCGUCAACGAAGAGAUACUUGCCUCCACAGGUUUCGUUCCAACCUUCGGGCCACUAUCGACAGUAAAAGGCUUCAAGGUUCUUGCCUGUUGCGGUGAACCUACCCUGAACUGGCUCAGAGAUAAAGUGGGCUGCAUGAAGGGGUUAUUGGACGGAGUUACGCUUAGCGUUGCUCUUAAAGAUGACCUCCCCACCAGACCCAAAGUCCGUAUUAACGUACCGGGCCCCAAUAUCGACGAGACCACCCUUGAAAGGUACCUAAGAGCGCAAAACCCAAGCCUCCCCAGUGCAGACUGGAAAGUCAUGCAAAUGGAGGCACCUACAAAAUCAGGUCGGGAAGCAAUCAUCAUGCUCAACCAUGAAACCAUGGCUAUGUUACCAUCUUUAGACUUCCUUUUGAGAUUUGGCAUAAAUGCGGUAAAGGUGAGACCGGUAACGGCAGCCAACUUGCAAAAUAACAACAACAAUAACUAAAAACAAAAAUAUGAAAGUGUUGCAACUCAAUCUGCAACACAGCAAGUUGGCAUCUGCCACCCUAACCUCAUUUAUGUCAAAAAAUAAUAUAGACAUCGCCCUGGUGCAAGAGCCGUGGAUCAACAGCGGUAACAUCUGCGGACUUAAAUCCAAAGAUUUCAUUAUUUAUUGCAAAAAAGGGCCCACUGAAGCGCUGAUAUGACGACGGUCAAAUGUGAAAGAGACGGGGCCCAGCCCCUGAUCAUAACAUCCGUCUAUAUGCC
Episyrphus balteatus (marmalade hoverfly) is the source of this 1936-nucleotide messenger RNA. RefSeq lists its product as uncharacterized. The record is from RefSeq and is a predicted model, not a curated record. The transcript has 2 exons. The coding region runs from base 111 to 1673 and encodes 520 amino acids. NCBI's taxonomy places the organism in Eukaryota, Metazoa, Arthropoda, Insecta, Diptera, Syrphidae.